UAGUGAAUGUCACUUUCUGUCAUUUUCAAAUUUCCUGCCGAUGUCGGGACAUACAGGGGACGGAACCCAGAUGACAGAUGUCGGCAUCCGCCGGAGGACAUUACAGGGGACACUGCAGGAGGGACAUCGUGGGACAAGGUAAGUGAUCGAGGGAUCCCAGAGCAGCGCCGCAGUGUAUUCCCAAGUGUAGCUCGGGGUUACCGCUUUUGCUACACUCGGGAAUACCACCAGGGGGGU
Molecule: messenger RNA, 237 nt
Organism: Staurois parvus
Lineage: Eukaryota; Metazoa; Chordata; Amphibia; Anura; Ranidae
Source: the annotation of a GenBank genome assembly